UUUUCCCGGCUGCGCGCCACUCGGGACGCCCAGUGCAUGGAGGGCCCGCGUGUGCCUGGGACUGCCUUCGGAAGUCUGAAGCUCAAGGCCGGGGGCGAAUAGGCAGUAACCCCGCCGUGGCGGCAGCGAUGUUCGUAGCGCGCAGUAUCGCGGCGGAUCACAAGGAUCUAAUCCAUGAUGUGUCCUUUGACUUCCACGGGCGGCGGAUGGCAACUUGCUCCAGUGACCAGAGUGUGAAGGUGUGGGACAAAAGUGAAAGUGGGGAUUGGCAUUGUACUGCUAGCUGGAAGACUCACAGUGGUUCGGUGUGGCGUGUGACAUGGGCACAUCCUGAAUUUGGACAGGUUUUGGCUUCCUGUUCUUUUGACAGAACUGCUGCUGUUUGGGAAGAAAUAGUGGGAGAAUCCAAUGACAAACUUCGAGGACAGAGUCAUUGGGUUAAAAGGACCACUUUGGUGGAUAGCAGAACAUCAGUGACUGAUGUGAAGUUUGCUCCUAAGCAUAUGGGCCUUAUGUUAGCAACCUGUUCAGCAGAUGGUGUAGUGAGAAUAUAUGAGGCUCCAGAUGUUAUGAAUCUUAGUCAGUGGUCACUGCAGCAUGAAAUCUCAUGUAAGCUAAGCUGUAGUUGUAUUUCAUGGAAUCCUUCAAGUUCUCGUGCUCAUUCCCCUAUGAUAGCUGUAGGAAGUGAUGACAAUAGUCCAAAUGUAUCUGCUAAGGUUCAGAUUUAUGAAUAUAAUGAAAAUACCAGGAAAUAUGCAAAAGCAGAAUCCCUUAUGACAGUCACUGAUCCUGUCCAUGAUAUCUCAUUUGCUCCAAACUUGGGAAGAUCAUUCCAUAUCCUAGCAGUAGCAACUAAAGAUGUGAGGAUUUUCACGCUAAAACCUGUAAGGAAAGAAUUAACUUCUUCUGGUGGACCAACAAAAUUUGAGAUUCAUAUAGUAGCUCAAUUUGAUAAUCACAACUCUCAGGUUUGGAGAGUGAGUUGGAAUAUAACGGGGACAGUACUAGCAUCAUCUGGAGAUGAUGGCUGUGUAAGAUUGUGGAAAGCUAAUUAUAUGGACAAUUGGAAGUGCACUGGUAUUUUGAAAGGUAAUGGGAGCCCAGUCAAUGGGAGCUCUUCUCAGCAGGGAAUCUCAAAUGCUUCUUUAGGGUCAAACAAUCCAAAUCUACAAAAUUCAUUAAAUGGAUCAUCAGCUAGCAGAAAGCACAGCUGAUCUCAAGCUUAACUGGAGUAACUUUGCAGUUUUGCUGCUUCUUGCAUGCACACAGGAAUGGGAAGCAAGCUCCUUUUUCCCCUCCCCAGCACCGUUUGACCUCUCCCAAGAUACACCAGCAGCCUGCUCACUCCUAAACGCAAUCCUAAAGGCCUUUAAAAAAAAUACACUGUUUUUGUACUAGCCAGUGCCAUUUGUUGACACUAAUGGAACUUUUGAAAAUUAAAUGGAGAGGCUUCUUGUUGAGACAAAUUUUCACUAAAGUUCUUUGGAAUGUUUGUGAAACUAAAUAUUAUGAGUAUAGAAAAAAAAAGGAUUGUUGUCUUUGUGGGUGUGAGGGGGGGAGAGAACUCACAUUACUCCAUUUGGAAGAUAAUAGACCUCUUUUGUUGGUUUUGUUUCCCAAAACAAUAUAAACAGGAUGGUGAAUUUUUAUAAUUUUUAAAUUUGAAGACUGAAUAAAUCAUCAAUUUUCAUAAAGAUUGUUUUGAGUGCUAAUUUGUUUUACACUUUGUAGUUUUGAUUUAUUCAUAUUAAUAUUUGGCAUAACUUGUAAUUAGUUUGUAACAUUUAAAAUUUGUUAGCAUUAAAGGAAUCAGAAUGCACUGACAGUAAUUUAACUGUACAGUUGAUAGUUAAAUUUAUUGUUUGGUAUUCAUUUAUAUAUUAUAAAACUGCUUUUGUAAGUAUUUUUUAUUAGUAUUUACUAAAGAGAAUUUUUUUACCAUGUGCUUGUAUGUUCCUAUGGUGUGAUUCCAUGGAGUAAGGUUUCCUCCAAGUACAAAUUCUAAAAGGUACUGUAAAUUGGAAAGCACUUAAAAUUCCACUAAAAGUACAGCAUGUAAAUGAAGCUUCAAGGUGGCAUGUCCCAGGAUUUUCUUAUUUAUUUAGGUGUUCCAUUCAGUAAAUGUUCCCCAGAGUUCUAAACCUUACAUUUAAUAUCUAUAAUUCAAGUGUACUAAAGUGCAUAAGUAUUACGGGUAAGUUAUAAUAAAAUGAUAGAAUUCAACAUGUUAUGGCAUAAUUCUUAUAGCCUUUCACUUAGAAAUCUGUAGCUAUACUGUGUUUUUUGCAGGAAAAACAUGUAAGUACACAUUCUGAUUGUAUUUCUGUGAGAGAUAGUCAUUAAAGCGUUGUGAUACCUACCUAUACUACGUGAAAGUUUUUUUUAAUUGGUUCUUAGUAUUGUGUAUGCACUUGCAUAAGAUGUGUGCCUCAUGCUGCUGCUACAAAUGAAGCAUUACUAAAGUUCAGCUAAGUGAGCAUCAAAUGAAGUGUGGGUAAUUGGACUAGAAAAUCCUUUAAAUUUUCAAGAUAAUCUUUAAAAAAAAACCCAUACUGGGAUUUAAAAAUCAUUUUGUUUAAAAGAUUGUACCUUGUGUGUGUGUUUUUUUUAAAGUUUCCAAACUUGCUUAAGCAAUCUUAAUUUUGAACUAGGGCCUUGAUUUCUGCUAUUAUGUUCUGUUAGUUUUGGCAUGGAUAUACUAAAGCUUUUUUUUUUCCAGCAUGUCUUUUCUCCUCUUUGGUUCUCCUUGUAUUUACUACUUUUCUCUUUUUUCUUCUGUUUUUUUUUGUUUGUUUGUUUUGGUGUUUUGUUCCUGUCUUCAUUGUUUCAGGUAUUUCUUUCCCCCUCUGGAUUCCCCACGGGCUGGAUCGAGAUGGUCCAGUUAUGCCCAGAUCCUUCCUCCUCCUCCUCCUCCUCCUCCUCCUCCUCUGAUAGAGCACUCUUGCGAUGCUGACACUGCCAACCUCCAGUAUCCUCACCCUCGCAGACGAUAUAUCUCUCGGCCUCUUAAUCCCUUACCUGAGAAUGAAGGGGUUUAAAACACUCACUUAAAAAUUUAAAAGGCCUUAUUCAGAUGCUUGUAAAUGCUUUCAUUCCUGGCUGCUUUUUUUUCCUUCAUUUUUUCCAGGUAUUUUCUAAAUUCAGGGAUCUUCUUGCAUGUAUUGCAAAAUGGAACACAGAAUUUUGAAUUUAAAUAUGUUUGUGCUUGUGCAUCAAAGGACUGUUUGCUUCUUUGAUUGAUACCCUUUGAUGAAAUAUGACAUGUACAAGCAUUAUAAACUGUGAAAGCUAUGUGGAAAAAUAGCUUACUUCAAAGUGCCUGUCCUUUACAUUUUAUUUUGUACUUAGUUUAUUAUCAUGGUCUUGAGUUUUUGCUUUGUCACAUUCACGUGAAAGUGUGUAAUUAUAAAAUUCAACAUGCCUUUGAAACUCAUAUUAGGAAUUGUUUUUGAAUUCUAAAGGCUGGUGUUGGAAAUGACUAGUUAAGCAAAAUAAACCAUUCCUGUGUAUAAUGCAGCAAAACGUAAUUUGUAAUGUUUGGUCAUUUUUAAGAAGCUGCCACUCUAAACAUAAAUAUCGAAUUUUAUAAUUGUGAUCUCAUUACUCAAUAAAUGCAUUUCUGACUA
Molecule: messenger RNA, 3626 nt
Organism: Trichosurus vulpecula (common brushtail)
Lineage: Eukaryota; Metazoa; Chordata; Mammalia; Diprotodontia; Phalangeridae
Gene: SEH1L
Product: SEH1 like nucleoporin
Exons: 9
Coding region: 129-1214 (361 amino acids)
Biological process (GO): cellular response to amino acid starvation; positive regulation of TORC1 signaling
Cellular component (GO): Seh1-associated complex; nuclear pore outer ring
Molecular function (GO): protein binding; structural molecule activity
Source: RefSeq, a predicted model, not a curated record